GGCGCGGUGGCACCGCGUCUCGCUGGGGGUGCACCGGCGGCUGCUUCCCCGCGGCCCGGCCGCGGCGAUGUGGCUCCGGCCGGAGGAGGUGCUGCUCAAGAACGCGCUGAAGCUGUGGGUGACGCAGAAGAGCAGCUGCUACUUCGUCCUGCAGAGGCGCCGCGGGCACGGCGAGGGUGGAGGGCGCCUCUCGGGUCGCCUGGUUGGGGCUCUGGACGCAGUGCUGGACUCCAAUGCUCGGGUUGCUCCAUAUAGAAUUCUGCUUCAGGUUCCCGGCUCCCAGGUCUAUUCUCCCAUAGCAUGUGGUGCAACAUUAGAGGAAAUAAACCAGCAUUGGGACUGGCUGGAACAAAAUCUCCUUCAUACCUUGUCUGUCUUUGAUAAUAAAGAUGAUAUCGCGAGCUUUGUCAAAGGGAAGGUAAAGGCUCUGAUUGCAGAGGAGACCAGCAGCAGGCUUGCUGAACAAGAAGAAGAGCCCGAGAAGUUUCGAGAGGCCUUGGUGAAGUUCGAGGCCAGGUUCAGCUUCCCUGAGGCGGAGAAGUUGGUCACUUAUUACUCGUGCUGCUGCUGGAAGGGCCGGGUGCCCCGGCAAGGCUGGCUGUACCUCAGCAUCAACCACCUCUGCUUCUACUCCUUCUUCCUGGGCAAGGAGCUGAAACUUGUGGUCCCCUGGGUUGAGGUCCAGAAGUUGGAGCGGACAGCCAGCGUUUUUCUGACAGACACCAUCCGAAUCACCACCCAGAGCAAGGAGCGUGACUUCUCCAUGUUCCUGAACCUCGACGAGGUGUUCCGAAUCAUGGAGCAGCUGGCCGAUGUGACGCUGCGAAGGCUGCUGGACAACGAAAGCUUUGACCUGGAUCCUGAUCUUCAGGAGCUGAGCCAGAUCACCAAGAGAGACCUGGAAGCUAGAGCCCAGAAUGAGUUCUUCCGAGCAUUCUUCAGGCUACCCAGACAGGAGAAGCUGCACGCAGUGGUAGACUGUUCUCUCUGGACGCCGUUCAGUCGCUGUCACACUGCUGGGAGGAUGUUUGCCUCAGACAGCUAUAUCUGCUUUGCCAGCAAGGACAAUGGCUGCUGUAAUGUCAUCCUGCCACUCAGAGAGGUCAUGAGUAUUGAGAAAAUGGAGGAUACAAGCCUGCUUCCUGACCCCAUCAUCAUCAUCGUCCGGAGGGAGAUGGCCUUCCAGUUCAUUGAGCUCAAGGAUAGGGAUAGCUUGGUGGAGAGCCUGCUGCAGCGGCUCCGGCAAGUGCAUGCCCGUCACCCUGCACGCUUCCCGGUCUCCCAGGAUGCAAACCAGGCGUCAUCCAUGUUUUAUUCCACGAGCAUGUGUGGUGAGCACAGAUUUGGGGAGCUGGGUCUGGUGUCACCUCAAGGCAGCAAGGAAGGCGAGAAGGAAGUGAGCCAUGCACCAGAUCUCGAGGUCUUCCAGCAGCCGAAUGGCCAGAGCCCUGAUUUCAGAAUGUCCAGGGAGCAAAUCAAGAUAAGCCUGUGGAAUGACCACUUUGCAGAAUAUGGCAGAACUGUGUGCAUGUUUCGCACAGAAAAGAUCCGGAAGCUUGUAGCCAUGGGAAUCCCUGAGUCUUUACGUGGUGAACUCUGGCUGCUCUUUUCAGAUGCCGUCUCUGACCUGGCCUCUCAUCCGGGCUACUACAGUGCUCUGGUGGAGGAGUCUAUGGGCAAGACCUGUCUAGUGACAGAAGAGAUUGAGCGGGACCUACAUCGCUCCCUGCCAGAGCAUCCCGCCUUCCAGAAUGACACAGGAAUCGCUGCCCUGAGGAGAGUGCUGACAGCCUAUGCGCACCGGAAUCCCAAGAUUGGUUACUGCCAGUCCAUGAACAUCCUGACUUCUGUGCUAUUGCUCUACGCCAAGGAGGAGGAGGCCUUCUGGUUGCUCGUGGCUGUGUGUGAGCGGAUGCUGCCCGACUACUUCAACCACCGUGUCAUAGGGGCUCAAGUGGACCAGUCUGUGUUUGAGGAACUCAUCAGGGACCACCUCCCCGAGCUGGCGGAGCACUUGAGUGACCUCUCAGCCCUGGCAUCCAUCUCCCUCUCAUGGUUCCUGACUCUCUUCCUGAGCAUCAUGCCUCUGGAGAGUGCUGUGAAUGUGGUGGACUGCUUCUUCUAUGAUGGGAUCAAAGCCAUCUUCCAGCUGGGGCUGGCUGUGUUGGAGGCCAAUGCUGAGGACUUGUGCAGCAGCAAGGAUGAUGGCCAGGCCCUGAUGGUGCUCAGCAGGUUUCUAGAUCAUGUCAGGAAUGAGGACAGCCCCGGCCCCCCGAUAGGUAGCCAUCAUGCCUUCUUCUCCGACGAAGACCUGCCGUCUCACCCAGUGACUGACAUUGCUGACCUCAUCCGGGACUCCUAUGAGAAAUUUGGGGACCCAUCUGUGGAGCAGAUCGAGCACCUGCGCUGUAAGCACAGGAUUAGAGUUCUCCAGGGCCAUGAAGAGAUCACCAAGCAGAACGUGCUCCGUGUUGUCACCUCAGAAGUCUCCAUUCCUCCUGAAGACCUAGAUGAGCUCUAUGACUUAUUCAAGAGAGAACACAUGAUAAGCUGCUACUGGGAGCAGCUUGCACCCCUUGCCCUGCGUCACGACCCCAGCAGGCCCUACGCUGAGCAGUACCGCAUUGAUGCGCGCCAGUUCACACACCUCUUUCUGCUUGUCUCGCCUUGGACCUGUGGGGCCCACACAGAGAUUCUUGCUGAAAGGACUUUCCGGCUCCUGGAUGACAACAUGGACCAUCUCAUUGAAUUCAAAGCAUUCGUGAGCGCUCUUGAUAUCAUGUAUCAUGGAGAAAUGAAUGAGAAAAUUAAACUGCUCUAUAGGCUCCACAUCCCUCCAGCGCUCACUGAGAAUGACCGAGACAGCCAGUCACCAUUAAAGAAUCCUCUGCUAUCAACCUCAAGGCCCCUACUUUUGGGGAAGUCAAAAUGUGAUGCAAGUGAUUAUCAGAAACAGCUGAAGCAGAUGAUUAAGGAUUUAGCCAAAGAAAAAGAUAAAACUGAGAAAGAGUUGCCCAAAAUGAGCCAGAGAGAAUUUAUCCAGUUCUGUAAGACCUUGUACAGUAUGUUCCAUGAGGACCCAGAAGAAAAUGAUUUGUACCAAGCUAUUGCCACUGUGACUACCCUUCUGCUACAAAUUGGGGAAGUGGGGCAGAGAAGCAGCAGCUCAGGAAGCUGCUCUGUAGAACAUGGGGAGGACCUGCAGGCUUCAGCACUUUCUCCUGACCAAGACUUGGUUUUCACUGACACUGGAAAGGCUUCCCAGGAUUCCCAGCUAUUCCCUGAAGAGCCUGAAGGGGACUGGACUGUUUCCCUGGAACAUAUAUUAGCAUCACUUCUGACUGAACAGUCACUAGUCAACUUUUUUGAAAAGCCACUGGACAUUAAGUCCAAACUUGAAAACGCCAAGAUCAACCAAUAUAACAUCAAAACUGUUGAAAUGUGCUGCCAGUCCCAGUCAGACCUCAAGCUGAAUAACCUGUAAGAGACAGCAUUGUAACACAGCUAUAUACCAAAGCAAGGACCAGUUUCAAGGGGUCAGCCAUAAGCCAAUUUCUGCUAACUCAUUAAGAAUGCACAAGCCUGCACUUCAAGGAGCUGACAGCCAGUA
Messenger RNA from Suncus etruscus (white-toothed pygmy shrew), 3610 nucleotides. RefSeq names its product TBC1 domain family member 8 (gene TBC1D8). Lineage: Eukaryota; Metazoa; Chordata; Mammalia; Eulipotyphla; Soricidae. Bases 68 to 3484 code for a protein of 1138 amino acids. Gene Ontology annotation, molecular function: calcium ion binding. The record is from RefSeq and is a predicted model, not a curated record. The transcript is spliced from 20 exons.